UCACCGCACGCGUUGCGACGCAAUCUCAAUAAAAUAUUAACUUAUUACCUACUGCUGAAUAAAACGUUCAAAAUCCUGUUUCGUACUUCUAUUAUCAUAUAUUUUUUUCAAAAUUUUUUAAAAUUUCAAUUAUUUUACUUGUAAUAUAUAAGUUUAUUUCAACUGUAUUUUCUAUAACUUUAAUUAUGGCAUCUAGAAGGAUAGACCCCAAAUCAAAAGAGCUUUACUCUACCGUUAAAUAUGUUCAAGUUGAAGGAUUAGCGCUAAUGAAGAUUGCUAAACAUUGUCAUGAAGAAUGUGCUAGUGAUAUAAUAAUUGCACAAGGCGCAUUAUUGGGAUUAGUUGUCGAUGAUUGUCUUGAAAUUACCAAUUGUUUUGCUUUUCCAAAAAGUGUUGAUGAAACUAUUAACGAUGAAAAAUAUCAGUUGGAUAUGAUGAAAAGUCUUCGUCAAGUCAAUGUUGAUCAUUAUCAUGUUGGAUGGUAUCAAAGCUCUGAUGUGGGAAAUUUUUUAAGUUUACCUCUAUUAGAGUCUCAAUUUCAUUACCAAACAAGUAUUGAAGAAUCUGUUGUAUUAAUUUUUGAUGCUCCAAAAACAAAUCGUGGUUUCUUAUCAUUAAGUGCAUAUAGACUAACUCAACAGGCUUUGACUAUGUUCAAAGAAAAUGAUUUCAAUCCAGAUACCUUAAAAUCAUUAAAAGUUGGUUAUGAUAACUUAUUAGUUAAAGUACCUGUUGUGAUUAAAAACUCAACAUUAACCAAUAUUCUUCUCUCUGAGUUAAGUUUUAAAAUUAAACUUGACCAAGAUUCAGAACAUUUAGAUAUUGGAACAGCAACUGUUUUGGAAGGUCAAUUACGUAAUUUAAUGGAUAGAGUAGAUGAUUUAAAUCAAGAAGCCAUUAAAUUCAACCGAUAUCAACAAGCUGUUGUACGACAAACACAAGAAAAACAUCGUUAUUUACAAAAAAGAACAUUAGAAAAUCAAGCUAGGGCAGCAAAAGAUGAGGCACCUUUACCUGAAGAAGAUAUCAAUAAAGUGUUUAGACCAUUACCUGUUCCACCCAGAUUACCGCCAAUGCUGAUGGCCACACAAGUAGAUACGUAUGCUGAAGAAAUUGCUAAAUUUUCCACUCAAUCAUUGGCUAAAUUAUACAUGACCAAAGCAAUGAAUACUAAUAACUAAAAUUCUUGUUGAAUUCAUAUUAUAUUAUAAUACUGAAAAAUAAAAAUAAAAACUUGUUUUUGUCAUAAUAAUUCAAA
Daktulosphaira vitifoliae (grape phylloxera) is the source of this 1258-nucleotide messenger RNA. RefSeq names its product eukaryotic translation initiation factor 3 subunit H (gene eIF3h). Lineage: Eukaryota; Metazoa; Arthropoda; Insecta; Hemiptera; Phylloxeridae. Gene Ontology annotation, molecular function: protein binding; translation initiation factor activity; metallopeptidase activity. The transcript is spliced from 6 exons. Gene Ontology annotation, cellular component: cytoplasm; eukaryotic translation initiation factor 3 complex; cytosol. The record is from RefSeq and is a predicted model, not a curated record. Bases 186 to 1181 code for a protein of 331 amino acids.